AUGGGCAAACUUUUUGCCAGGAUUCACGCCGUCCUGUUUUUGGCAGGGCUGGCCAUUCUAUCUGACGCUAAAUCGCUUUCAGACGUCUUUAAUACUCUGUCGCUCUCUCCUAGUAAUGCGAAGGCUGCCUACCCAGAAACCCUCUGGAAGGCUUCCCUGACCUAUGCCAUCACACCCGAAAUGCAGGCCGUUCGCGGAGACACCUUCGAACUAUACAUGCCACACGUGAUCAAGGCGUAUGGAUCUGUCACAAUUGGAUACGAUACGUACAUCCCUCUGACGUCUGGCGGUAGCACAUUUGCCAACUGUCUGAUUGUCAACGGCUUCCACGACCCAGCAGAUACUCGCUUGCAGUGCACAAUCAGUAGGGCCACCGUCGCCAGCAACGCCGGUACUUUGUCGUUUUCCUUGGUGUUCAACGACGGUGGAUCAGGCUCUCCUGGAGCUCUAGCGGCUGCCCAAGCUUGGACUGUCGGGGUCAACACCGUGACCUGGAACAACGAUCUUGUUGCUACUGCUUCCUUCGCUACCAAUCCGCGUGCAACGCCGCUUGUCACCCAGACUCAAUUUUCUGGCUACGAUUUCCAGUUUCCUGCCACCAGUACCUACCAAAUGGCGUACUAUGUGGGUAUGGCUUGCCCCAGUAGCUCGUUUAACGAAGUAUUGUCGCUUAUUUAUCGUGGCUCUCCCGGCACCAUGGGCGCUGUGGCCGCCUGCAACGACGUUAACGUUAGCAUGGCGAGCUCUUUUAACCAAUAUAACUUUCCGGUGCAGGCCACGUCUUUGCCAUCGGCUUCUUACCAACUCACCUGUAAUCAAAAUACUAUUGUGGUGAGUGCAAGUAAUAUUCCGGCCAAGUAUCAUCUUUUCGUCAACGCCAACCAGGUUUUGGAUCGUUCUCUCACUGACGCUAUAACCUUUUCCAACACUUAUGUCGAGACCAUUACAUGUGGUGCUAGCAAGAUAAGUGCAAGCACAAACAGACGUAUUAGUUUCCAGUCUGGCAGCGGCGGUGGUGGUGGUGGAGAUGAUCGAAGCUACCCAACAACUACCGUUGGGUGGAGCAAUUCCUAUACCAGCACCAUCACUUCUACGUCUGCUAAUAUUGGUGAUGAUGGUAAUAUAACCCCAGAAACACUUAUAGUAAUUGAAGUACCUACCAAGGGUUCUACUUCCUAUUCCAAUACUCCUUGGACUGGAAGUAUCACUUCUACUUACAGCACUGCCGAGGUUACAAAUACAGGUAGCGAUGGUUCCAUCACAGUUGAGACCAUCUACUACCUCGAGACUCCUACAAAAGCCAUCACAAAAACAACGACUCAGGCUUGGACAGGCAGCGUCACUUCCACUUAUUCAACUGGCGUCACAACUACUACUGGAUCCGACCGAAUUCCAACUACCAUGACAAUUUACUACGUCGAAACGCCAACCGCAGCCGCCACUAGCACAUCUAUUUCUGGAUGGACUGGCUCCCUUACUUCAACAUUUGCCACUCGAACAACAACUUUCACGGGUUCUAACGGUAUACCUACCACUGAGACUAUUUACUAUGUGGAAACUCCAGUGGUUGGCAUAAGCUCAAUCUCGGUUGGCGGAUGGACUGGAUCAUUCACCAGCACUUUCUCUACUGACAUCACCACAUUCACUGGACCUGACGGAAUCCCAACCACCGAAACCGUCUACUACGUGGAAACUCCAGUUGUGGGCGUGAACUCCACUACCACCACCGGAUGGAGUGGAUCGUUUACUAGCACUUUCUCUACUGAUAUUACCACAUUUACUGGAUCUGAUGGUAUUCCAACCACUGAGACUUUCUACUAUGUGGAGACCCCAUUUGUGGGAGUGAACUCCACUACCACCACCGGAUGGACUGGAUCUUUCACAAGUACUUUCUCUACUGAUAUCACCACUUUCACUGGGUCUGACGGUAUUCCAACCACCGAAACCGUCUACUACGUGGAAACUCCAGUUGUGGGUGUCAACUCCACUACAACUACAGGAUGGACUGGAUCUUUCACUAGCACUUACUCCACUGAGUUGAGCACGUUCACCGGAUCUGAUGGUAUUCCAACCACUGAGACUUUCUACUAUGUGGAGACCCCAUUUGUGGGAGUGAACUCCACUACCACCACCGGAUGGACUGGAUCUUUCACAAGUACUUUCUCUACUGAUAUCACCACUUUCACUGGGUCUGACGGUAUUCCAACCACCGAGACUAUCUACUACGUGGAAACGCCCUAGUUGUGGGUGUCAACUCCACUACAACUACCGGAUGGACUGGAUCUUUCACUAGCACUUACUCCACUGAGUUGAGCACGUUCACCGGAUCUGACGGUAUUCCAACUACCGAAACGGUCUACUAUGUUGAGACUCCAACUACUAAUGUCAACUCUACCAUUUACACCCCAGGGACUGGCAGCUUUACUUCUACCUACUCCACCGAGUUGACCACAUUCAGUGGAUCUGAUGGUAUUCCAACCACGGAAACCGUUUACUAUGUUGAGACCCCAACUGGUGGUGCUAACUCCACCGUCUACGCUCCUUGGACCGGGACUAUAACAUCGACUUACUCUACCCAUGUUAACACAUUCACCCUAGCUAACGGUAAAAUAACUUCCGAAACCGUCUAUUACGUGGGUACCCCAUCUAGUGAUUCGACUUUGUACACCCCAUGGACUGGCAGCUUUGCUUCUACUUACUCCACCGAGUUGACCACAUUCACUGGAUCGGAUGGUGUUCCAACCACGGAAACCGUUUACUAUGUUGAGACUCCAACUGCUAAUGUCAACUCUACCAUCUACACCCCAUGGACUGGCAGCUUUACUUCUACCUACUCCACCGAGUUGACCACAUUCACUGGAUCUGACGGUAUUCCAACCACGGAAACCGUUUACUAUGUUGAGACCCCAACUGGUGGUGCUAACUCCACCGUCUACACCCCAUGGACUGGCAGCUUUACUUCUACAUACUCCACCGAGUUGACCACAUUCACUGGAUCGGAUGGUGUUCCAACCACGGAAACCGUUUACUAUGUUGAGACUCCAACUGCGAAUGCCAAUUCUACCAUUUACACCCCAUGGACUGGCAGCUUUACUUCUACGUACUCUACCGAUGUCACCACAUUCACUGGAUCGGAUGGUGUUCCAACCACGGAAACCGUUUUCUAUGUUGAGACCUCAACUGGCGGUGCUAACUCUACCAUCUACAACCCAUGGACUGGCAGCUUUACUUCUACCUACUCCACCGGCCUGUCCACAUUCAGUGGAUCUGACGGUAUUCCAACCACCGAGACAAUCUACUACGUGGAAACCCCAGUUGUGGGCGUGAACUCCACUACCACCACCGGAUGGAGUGGAUCGUUUACUAGCACUUUCUCUACUGAUAUCACCACAUUCACUGGAUCUGAUAGUAUUCCAACCACCGAGACCGUUUACUAUGUUGAGACCCCAACUGGUGGUGCUAACUCCACCGUCUACACCCCAUGGACUGGCAGCUUCACUUCUACCUACUCUACCGAUGUCACCACAUUCACUGGAUCGGAUGGUGUUCCAACCACGGAAACCGUUUACUAUGUUGAGACUCCAACUGCUAAUGUCAAUUCUACCAUUUACACCCCAGGGACUGGCAGCUUUACUUCUACCUACUCCACCGAGUUGACCACAUUCAGUGGAUCUGAUGGUAUUCCAACCACGGAAACCGUUUACUAUGUUGAGACCCCAACUGGUGGUGCUAACUCCACCGUCUACACCCCAUGGACUGGCAGCUUCACUUCUACCUACUCUACCGAUGUCACCACAUUCACUGGAUCGGAUGGUGUUCCAACCACGGAAACCGUUUACUAUGUUGAGACCCCAACUGGUGGUGCUAACUCCACCGUCUACACCCCAUGGACUGGCAGCUUUACUUCUACCUACUCCACCGAGUUGACCACAUUCAGUGGAUCUGACGGUAUUCCAACCACGGGAACCGUUUACUAUGUUGAGACCCCAACUGACGGUGCUAACUCUACCGUCUACACCCCAUGGACUGGCAGCUUUACUUCUACCUACUCCACCGAUGUCACUACAUUCACUGGAUCUGAUGGUAUUCCAACCACGGAAACCGUUUACUAUGUUGAGACUCCAACUGCUAAUGUCAACUCUACCGUCUACACCCCAUGGACUGGCAGCUUUACUUCUACCUACUCCACCGAGUUGACGACAUUCACUGGAUCGGAUGGUGUUCCAACAACGGAAACCGUCUACUACGUUGAAACCCCAACUGGUGCUUCUACUUCAUUUAUUGCAUGGACCGGUACCUUCCGGUCAACGAUUGCAGCUGGUAUGACCACCUUCACUGGAUCGGAUGGUAAACCAACCACGCAAACCGUGUAUGUUGUUGAAACACCAGCAAGUGUUUCCACUUCUUACACUGAAUGGACUGGUUCCUUCACCUCGACCUUCUCAACUGGUGCCACCACAUUCACUGGAUCUGACGGUAUCCCAACCACCGAGACCGUUUACUAUGUUGAGACUCCAACUGGUGGUGCUAACUCUACCGUCUACACCCCAUGGACUGGCAGUUUUACUUCUACCUACUCCACCGAUGUCACUACAUUCACUGGAUCGGAUGGUGUUCCAACCACGGAAACCGUUUACUAUGUUGAGACCCCAACUGCUAAUGUCAACUCUACCAUCUACACCCCAUGGACUGGCAGCUUUACUUCUACAUACUCCACCGAGUUGACCGCAUUCACUGGAUCUGACGGUAUUCCAACCACGGAAACCGUUUACUAUGUUGAGACCCCAACUGGCGGUGCUAAGUCCACCGUCUACACCCCAUGGACUGGCAGCUUUACUUCUACUUACUCCACCGAGUUGACCACAUUCACUGGAUCGGAUGGUGUUCCAACCACGGAAACCGUUUACUAUGUUGAGACUCCAACUGGUGCUUCUACCGUCUACACUCCAUGGACUGGCAGCUUUACUUCUACCUAUGCUACCGAUGUCACGACCUUCACUGGAUCUGACGGUAUUACAACUACUGAAACUGUAUACUUGGUAGAGACCCCAACUGGUGCUUCUACCGUCUACACCCCAUGGACUGGCAGCUUUACUUCUACCUACUCCACCGAUAUCACCACAUUCACUGGAUCGGAUGGUAUUCCAACAACGGAAACCGUCUACUACGUUGAAACCCCAACUGGUGCUUCUACUUCAUUUAUUGCAUGGACCGGUACCUUCCGGUCAACGAUUGCAGCUGGUAUAACCACCUUCACUGGAUCGGAUGGUAAACCAACCACGCAAACCGUGUAUGUUGUUGAAACACCAGCAAGUGUUUCCACUUCUUACACUGAAUGGACUGGUUCCUUCACAUCGACCUUCUCAACUGGCGUCACUACGUUCACUGGAUCGGACGGUGAGACGACUACGGAAACCAUCUACUAUGUUGAAACUCCAACCGAAAACGUUCAAUCUACUACUUUCACUCCAUGGACCGGCAGCUUCACCUCAACUUUCUCCACUGAUGUCAUCACCUUCACUGGAUCUGAUGGUAAGCCAACAACAGAAACGGUUUACCAUGUCGAGACCCCGAAUGUUGCUUCGACUGUGUAUACAAGAUGGAGUGGCUUGGUCACAUCAACAUACUCAACUGAACUGUCGACAAUUACAGGAACUGACGGCAUGCCAACUACACAAACAGUUUAUUAUGUUGAGACUCCGAUGUCAGGAUUUUACUCAAAUAGCACUACAAAGAGCGCCAAGCCUGGAAGCUCAAUCCCCCCUAGCUCUGAAGCGAAUGCUGCUGUGACCUCCAGCGCUGCCGCUUCAUCACUUUCUUCCGGCUACCCUGGCACUUUUUCAACAGUUAGAACAUCUCCGUGGUCCAGCACCACUCCUUCAGGAUCUGUCAAGUCACAAUCUUCUGUGGAAAAACCAGCUACGCCCUUUUCGAUUUCUACUAUUUCUUCCGAACCUGUGCCUACUUUGGCGGGCCAAGCAAGCUCUAACUCUUUUACUGAAGAUGUAACUGAGACAGAAAUAGUGACGAGUGCUGCUCCUCUUGUCCCAACGCGCUCUAACAGCAUGAACUUAUUAUCCGGAACCUCAAACUCCAACACAGCUACCAAUAGUGAGUCUGCUGCUACUUCCGAAUCGAAGGUUGAAAAUACAGCUACUAUUCUAGGUGGGUCUAAUAUCAACUCAGCAGGCACACCAGUUGGCACACCAGUUGGCACGCCAGUUGGCACACCAGUUGGCACACCAGUUGGCACACCAGUUGGCACAUCAGUUGGCACACCAGUUGGCACACCAGUUGGCUCUCCAGUUGGCACACCAGUUGGCACACCAGCAGGCUCUCCAACGCUCGACAGUCCAACCGACCGUACCAAACUCAAACAAUGGUUACGACGGCAAUAGUAGCCCAGGUGAACCUUCCACCACCGCAAAUCCUGCCAUUAACCAAGGUUCUCCACAUAACAGUGAUGAAAAUCCAUCAAGCUCUAGCGAGCAAAGUAUCAAUAGUUUUGCUUCGAUAACAGCAGGAUUUGGUCUUCAAUCACAACCUGGCGACCAAACCACCACGGUUUCUCCCUCAACUUCUCCAACACAAAUUUCCGGCUCUUUUUCGGCUUCAUCCUCGAGUGCUACUUUCCCAGUUUCAACGUAUGAAGGUGCUGCUCAGAAGCUUGGACUUGGGUUUCUACUUGCACUGCCCUUGGCGUUAAUCUAG
Messenger RNA from Lachancea nothofagi CBS 11611, 6711 nucleotides. Lineage: Eukaryota; Fungi; Ascomycota; Saccharomycetes; Saccharomycetales; Saccharomycetaceae. The record is from the annotation of a GenBank genome assembly.